This is a messenger RNA of Pezoporus flaviventris, 3533 nucleotides long. It is a transcript of the gene PPP1R3E, whose product is annotated as protein phosphatase 1 regulatory subunit 3E. The record is from RefSeq and is a predicted model, not a curated record. The coding region runs from base 395 to 1351 and encodes 318 amino acids. Gene Ontology annotation, molecular function: glycogen binding; protein phosphatase 1 binding. Lineage: Eukaryota; Metazoa; Chordata; Aves; Psittaciformes; Psittacidae. Gene Ontology annotation, biological process: regulation of glycogen biosynthetic process. Gene Ontology annotation, cellular component: protein phosphatase type 1 complex. The transcript has a single exon.
GUGCAAUUAGGGAAGGUGGCGAGGACGAUCCCGGGGCGGGCAGAGGGGCGGCUGGUGAGAGCGGCGCGAUGGGGGAGGAAGAGGGAUGACUCGGGGCGUAUUUCGCUGCCUGACCCCUGCACGUCAGCAGCGGCAGCCGCCGGAGCGCCGCGGUCCCGCCGCCUCCAGUGGACACAUGCACCCUCCGGCAGUCCCCGGGGCCGGCAGCGACGGGGACAACGCCGAGGUCAUCCCACUGACACCGGGUCUAGGCGAGAGGCAGAGCCCGCGGCCCGGGCUCUAGACCGCCUCGCCAUCCGCAAGCAGCGGCCCGAGAGGAGGAGCCCCGGUCGGGCAGUGGGCCCCGGGUCCUACGCCAGCCGCCGGCACAGCCGCCGCUCCCACCGGCUCCCCCAUGGAUAAGGCGGGCUCGCUGCACACCUCGGUGCCCACACCGCCUCCUCGGCUCUACCUGCCUCGCAACUUCAGCUGCAGCGCCUGCCUCUAUGGCAGCCUGGCCGAGCAGUGCAGGGCGGGCUGCAGCCCCGACGGCGACGCUGUGCCCCCGCCCGUGGUGCGGGAAGCGGCGGACGAGAAGCCGAAGCCACAGCCCCGCGGCCGAGAGCCCGCGCUCCCCGCCGUGCCGCCCAGCCCCACGCAGCGCCGCCGCGCCAAGUCAUUGCCCACGCCCGGCGACCGCAGCCUGCGCCCGGCGCUGCAGCAGAGUCCGUCCCGCCGCAAGACUGUGCGGUUCGCCGACUCCCUCGGCCUGGAGCUCACCUCCGUGCGCCACUUCUGCGAGGCCGACCUGCCGCAGGUGCCGCUGCCCGCUCCGCCGCGCACCGCAGACCUCUUCAAGACCAGGAAGCCACCGGCGCUGGGCGACUUGGAGCCGGUGCUGUUCGGCCCGCCGCCGCCGCUGCUGGAACCGCUCUUCCCGCCGCAGCCCGGCUCCAGCCCCGGCUUCACGGAGCGGGUGCGGCAGCACAAGGUGAGGUUGGAGUGGGUGCGGGCCGAGCCGGCGGGGCUGCGCGGAGCCGUGCGCGUCCUCAACCUCGCCUACGAGAAGGCCGUAACGGUGCGCUACACGCUCAACAGCUGGGCCAGCUGCGCCGAGGUGCCGGCUGCCUACCAGGCACCCGGCCCGGCGGACGGCAUCACCGACCGCUUCACCUUCCUCCUGACCCUGGGCGCUGCCGCCGCCGCCGCCGAGACCGUGCUGGAGUUCGCCGUCCGCUACCGAGUCGCCGGCGCCGAGUACUGGGACAACAACGAGGGCAAGAACUACCGGCUGCGGGGCCGGCAGCGCGGCCCCCCCGCCACCGGCCCGCCGCAGGACCCCGACAGCUCCGCUUGGAUCCACUUCAUCUGAGGCGCGGAGGGAGCGCGCAGCCCCGGGGGCCGGCUGGCCGGUCUCGCGGAGGGCUGAGGCACGGCGGGUUCCCGUCACGGGAGCGCUCGGCGCCUCUCCGGCCUGGCCGGCUCUCUGCCCACCCGGGGUCCGCGGCCCAGCGCAGGCGCCGCUUCUCUGUUAGUCGCCGGGAGGUACCUUCCUGAAUUCUGUUUACAGACGGAUAAUUUAUAUCCUCUAUCCCGCCAGCAAUGCCGAGGGGAUGAAUACCUGAGGGGAUGCCCUCCGGGCUGCCGCAGCGGCUCCAGGCGGGAGCCGGUUUCCUCCCUGGUCUCCCGGUGCACCGCGGCUCUCUCCAGAGAGGGGAGGAAGGGCAGGGAGGGCCGCAGGGCACUGACAGAAUUCCCUGGUGAGGACCAGGAUCCGCGGGUGCAGACGCACGCUGCCGGUCAGCACCCGUUACAGCCCCCUCAGCAGGGUCAGGCUAUGAAACGCGCAGGGCAGUGUCGGAGGGCAUCGCCCAGCCGCUUUCCUUCCCUAAUCCUGCUUAAGCAAAGCCCGGCUCCGGCGGGCGGCUGGAUCCGUGUUCCACUCCGUGACCCACUCGUGUGCGGUGGGCCUGAUAGGGCAGGGUUAAGGGUCAGAUUGCAGUUUUGAACCCAAAGACACAUGAGUACGAAUGCCCCCAGGUCUAGCUGUGUUACAUCAUGCUGUGAAAGUGAUUGAUGGGAUUAAUUAUAGUUUUACUUUUUUUCUUAUUUUGAACCCUGUCUCAUGCAUUUAAACUUAUUUAGAAAAGCAAAAUAACGUCACACACUAACUGAAAUGCAACACACUGAGGGAUUUUAAAAAGCAAGUGUUCUGUUUUAAAAUUCAUAUGGUAUGUUGUCAUAAAGGUUUGUCAGGAUCUGUUUGUUUCAGUAAGAUCGAUUCCAUGAAGGUGCUUGAGCUUGGGACAGUGGGAAGGGUGUGGAAUUGCACCAAAGGAACUAGAGAUUGCAAGAGUUGAAGUCGUAAUUCCAGUCUACAUCCCAAGACUUUCCAUUCUAUUCCUGUUAACAGUUUAGUUGAAUUUCUAGUGCCACGGCAUCAGUGCAGUAGCCUACUUUCUGAAAAACAAAUGCUUGAAAUGUUUCAUAAUAAUUUUAGUAAGUUGCAGAUUUCACAAAACUGCCUAAAUUUAGUCAUUCAAAUGGAGGAAAGCCAUAGCUUGCCAUAUAAAAAAUAUGUCAAUAAAAAUUAUCAAGCAUGUUGACUUCUGCCUUCAAAGGUAUAUUUUAAAUUAGCAUUUCAUUAGCAGUAAAUAGUGUUUUCCCUUUUAAACUUGCUUUUUCAGGAGUUUAGCUGAACACAGGUUGUGCUGCUGCCAAAUCUGAGUGCAUGUUUUUGCAGGAGAGGGACCACUACAAAUACAGUAUCUGAGAGUGGUAAAACCAAUGUCAGAGUGAUCUGAUUAUGAAGGGCUGUCAGAUCAGGACUUUAAAGUCUUGGAUCUUUUGUAGAAUGUUUAGGAAUUAAAUGUGGUUUUUAACUGCAUUUUUGUGUUCUGCAAAAGGGUUAUGUGUCCCAGACAUCUUGAGUAAUGUCACGUUCUCAUAGAACCUUUUGACUUCAGUGGGAAUUGAGAAGCAAUUUUGUCUCCUGAGGGUCUGGUUUAGUCAGGAUAGUUACCCUAAUAAAUUCUGGGGGAAAAAAGGUCUGGAAACUUGAUGGGAAAAGAGUGUUUCAUUUAAUGUUUCUAAGUUCUGAUUUAAUAGAAAUAAUAGCAAAAUUACUUUCUGUGGUAUUAUUAACUUGGUUUUAAAUCCCUAGUCAGUUUUCUAAUCCCAGCUUUUUUAAUAGAGAAUAUAAACCAAAUGUGUGGUAAACAUCUACUGAGUAUUUAAUAGUUUAGAAUAUUAAGGCCCCUCUCUCAUAAUAAAGUAACCCUCUAUGUUGCUAGUACACAUUUAUAAAGCUAAAAUUGCAGAAUUAGGGUUUCAAAACGUUCAGAUUAAAGCAUAUUAAGUGGUGUAUUUGAUGAAGAAAGCCAAGUGUCUUUUAGUUAAACCUAUUUUUUUUACAAGAGCCUUAAUACUGGAGAGAAGGAAAAAGACUUGUCUCCAUUUGAAAGCACUUUGAAAUCUGGUGGAAAUAGAGCAUAGCGUCUUUUUAUUUAGUGUUGUAGCUUUCCAAAACAUGUUUUGCUUGGCCUUUCUACCCC